Molecule: messenger RNA, 3066 nt
Organism: Rangifer tarandus platyrhynchus (Svalbard reindeer)
Lineage: Eukaryota; Metazoa; Chordata; Mammalia; Artiodactyla; Cervidae
Source: the annotation of a GenBank genome assembly
AUGUUCAAAGAGCCAUCAGGAUCAGCCAGCGGAAUGCCAAAAAAGGGCAGUGAAACAGACAUUGAUGAAGGUCUUUACUCUAGACAGUUAUAUGUCCUCGGCCAUGAGGCUAUGAAGCAUCUCCAGGCAUCCAGUGUGCUGGUAUCAGGACUUCGGGGCCUAGGGGUGGAGAUUGCCAAGAAUAUCAUCCUUGGUGGUGUCAAAGCUGUCACCCUGCAUGAUGAGGGCACUGCUCAGUGGGCUGACCUCUCGUCCCAGUUCUACCUGCGAGAGGAGGACAUUGGUAAGAACCGUGCUGAGGCAUCACAGCCCCGCCUUGCUGAACUCAGCCACUAUGUGCCAGUCAGCACCUACCCUGGUGCCCUUGUUGAAGACUUUGUUAGUGGUUUCCAGGUGGUGGUCCUUACCAACUCCCCUUUGGAGGACCAGCUGAAGGUGGGUGAGUUCUGUCACAGGCAUGGAAUCAAGCUGGUGGUAGUAGACACUCGAGGUCUAUUUGGGCAGUUGUUCUGUGACUUUGGAGAGGAAAUGAUCCUCACAGAUUCCAAUGGGGAACAGCCUCUCACUGCUAUGGUUUCUGUGGUUACCACGGGCAACCCUGGUAUUGUCACUUGCCUGGAUGAAUCCCGACACGGAUUUGAGAGUGGUGACUUCGUCUCCUUUACAGAAGUUCAGGGCAUGAAUGAACUCAAUGGCAUCUGUCCACUAGAGAUCAAAGUCCUGGGUCGUUACACCUUUAGUAUCUGUGAUACCUCAAAUUUCUCUGAUUAUAUCCGUGGAGGCAUUGUCAGUCAGGUCAAAAUAGCUAAGAAGAUCAGCUUUAAAUCCUUGCUCAACUCACUGGCAGAGCCAGACUUUGUGAUAACAGAUUUUGCCAAGUAUUCUCACUCUGCUCAACUGCACAUUGGUUUCCAGGCCUUGCAACAGUUCUGUGCUCAGCAUGGCAGUUCCCCUCGGCCCGACAGUGAGAAGGAUGCAGCAGAACUGGUGACCCUAGCAGAGGCUGUGAAGGCUCAAGGCCCGCCAGCAGUGCAGCAAGAUAAUUUGGAUGAAGACCUCAUCAGGAAGCUGGCUUACGUGGCUGCUGGGGAUCUAACACCCAUGAAUGCCUUCAUUGGGGGCUUGGCUGCUCAGGAGGUUAUGAAGGCCUGUACUGGAAAGUUUAUGCCUGUUAUGCAGUGGCUGUACUUCGAUGCCCUUGAGUGUCUCCCUGAGGGCCAGGAGGCUCUUUCAGAGGACAAAUGCCUUCCAUGCCAGAACCGUUACGAUGGGCAGGUGGCUGUAUUUGGCUCCGGCCUGCAAGAGAAACUGGGCAAGCAGAGAUACUUCUUGGUGGGUGCAGGGGCCAUUGGCUGUGAACUGCUCAAGAACUUUGCCAUGAUUGGGCUAGGUUGUGGGGAUGGUGGGUCAAUCACGGUAACAGACAUGGACAUCAUCGAGAAGUCAAAUCUGAACCGACAGUUUCUGUUCCGUCCUUGGGAUGUCACGAAGUUGAAGUCUGAUACAGCUGCUGCAGUUGUGAGCCAAAUAAAUCCACACAUCCGGGUCAUAAGCCAUCAGAACCAUGUGGGCCCUGAGACAGAGCAUGUGUAUGAUGACGACUUCUCUCAAAACCUGGAUGGUGUGGCCAAUGCCCUGGACAGUGUGGAUGCCCGCAUGUACAUGGACCGCCGUUGUGUUUACUACCGUAAGCCACUUCUGGAGUCAGGAACACUGGGAACCAAGGGUAAUGUACACGUGGUUAUCCCCUUCCUGACAGAGUCAUACAGCUCCAGCCAGGACCCUCCUGAGAAGUCCAUUCCCAUCUGUACGCUGAAGAACUUCCCGAAUGCCAUCGAGCACACGUUGCAGUGGGCUCGGGAUGAGUUUGAAGGCCUUUUCAAGCAGCCAGCAGAAAAUGUCAACAAAUACCUUACAGACGCCAAGUUUGUGGAACGAAUGCUGUGCCUGGCAGGCACCCAGCCUCUGCAGGUGCUGGAGGCCGUGCAGCGCAGCUUAGUGCUGCAGCGGCCACAAUCAUGGUCUGACUCUGUGACCUGGGCGUACUAUCACUGGCAUACCCAGUACUCCAACAACAUCAGACAGCUGCUGCACAACUUUCCUCCUAACCAGCUUACAGGUUCAGGAGCCCCUUUCUGGUCUGGGCCUAAAUGUUGCCCACACCCGCAUAUCUUUGAUGUCAACAAUCCCCUGCAUCUGGACUACGUGAUAGCUGCUGCCAACCUGUUUGCCCAGACCUAUGGGAUGAUGGGCUCUCAGGACCGGAGUGCUGUCACCAAACUCAUUCAGUCUAUGCAGGUCCCUGAGUUCACCCUGAAGUCUGGCGUCAGGAUCCAAGUUUCUGACCAGGAGCUGCAAACAGUUCCUCCAUUGUACUAUCUAGAAAACCUUUUGUUCCUGAUCUGCUUCCUCUAUUCUUCCUCUGUCUCUACUCAACAAAAGGAUGAUGACACCAACUUCCACAUGGAUUUCAUUGUGGCUGCAUCCAAUCUCCGGGCAGAGAACUAUAACAUUCCCCUCGGAGACCGACAUAAGAGCAAGCUGAUUGCAGGGAAGAUCAUCCCAGCCAUUGCUACAACCACAGCAGCUGUAGUUGGCCUUGUUUGUCUGGAGCUGUACAAAGUGGUACAGGGACACCAACAGCUUGAGUCCUAUAAGAAUAGCUUCAUCAACUUGGCCCUGCCCUUUUUCUGCUUCUCUGGGCCCCUUGCCCCACCCCGUCACCAGUUUUAUAACCAAGAGUGGACACUUUGGGAUCGCUUUGAGGCCCAGGGGCUGCAGCCUAAUGGUAAAGAGAUGACCCUCAAGCAGUUCCUUGACCACUUUAAGUCAGAGCACAAAUUGGAGAUCACCAUGGUGUCCCAAGGUGUAUCCAUGCUCUACUCCUUUUUCAUGCCACCCAGCAAGCUGAAGGAACGGAUGAAUCAAUCGAUGACAGAAAUUGUGAGUCGAGUAUCAAAACGAAAGCUGGGACACCACGUGCAAGCAUUGGUGCUUGAGCUGCGCUGCAAUGAUGAGGAUGGCGAAGAUGUGGAGGUUCCUUAUGUACGAUACACCAUUCACUAA